Molecule: messenger RNA, 2158 nt
Organism: Micropterus salmoides (largemouth bass)
Lineage: Eukaryota; Metazoa; Chordata; Actinopteri; Centrarchiformes; Centrarchidae
Gene: tspan14
Product: tetraspanin 14
Exons: 9
Coding region: 139-945 (268 amino acids)
Biological process (GO): protein localization to plasma membrane; regulation of vascular endothelial growth factor signaling pathway; protein maturation
Cellular component (GO): membrane
Source: RefSeq, a predicted model, not a curated record
GGCAGCACCUGUAAAGUCCUGAAAGCCGCAGCUGGCUGCUUGUUGUUGUUGUUGGAGGAAGCAGCGGUCCGUUAUCAGCAGGGUGUGUUGCUGACAGAGUCGGAGGAGCCUGGUCGUGUUUCUACAGACUGCUGAGAGAUGUACUACUAUCGCUAUGACAACGCUGAGGUCAGCUGCUGCUACAAAUACCUGAUGUUCAGUUACAACAUCAUCUUCUGGCUGGCUGGAGCUGCCUUCAUUUCAGCUGGUUUCUGGGCGUGGAGUGAAAAGGGAGUCCUGUUGGAUCUGACCCAGGUGACUCGGCUGCAUGGUUUCGACCCAGUCUGGUUGGUCCUGGUGGUGGGCGGAGUCACCUUCAUCCUGGGCUUCGCCGGCUGUGUGGGGGCUCUGAGGGAAAACAUCUGUCUGCUGAAGUUUUUUUCCGGCGUGAUCGGCUUCAUCUUUAUCCUGGAACUGACGGCGGCGGUGCUGGCGGUGGUUUUUCAGAGCCAGGUCCGAGAGUGGAUUAACGGCUUCUUCCUGGCAAACAUCAAAGCGUACAGAGACGACAUUGACCUGCAGAACCUCAUCGACUCUCUGCACAGGAUGAACCACUGCUGUGGAGCUCAGGAGCCAGACGACUGGGAUCAGAACGUUUAUUUCAGCUGUAACGGGACUCAUCGCAGCAGAGAGAAGUGUGGGGUUCCUUUCUCCUGCUGCAUCAAUGAUCCUGCGGACUCGGUGUUGAACACUCAGUGUGGCUACGACGUCAGAAACAGACCAAAGGCUGAGUGGAGUAAUCACAUCUUCACUAAAGGCUGCAUCGCUGCGUUGGAGGACUGGUUGCCUGGAAAUCUCUACACCGUGGCCAUCGUCUUCAUCGUCAUCUCUCUGCUGCAGAUGGUGGGGAUCUACCUGGCCAGGACUCUGAUCUCCGACAUCGAGAAGGUCAAAUUCAGCUACUGAUGCAGGAGGCGGAGUCUUCCCUGCGUGGGUGGAGUCUUCCAUUUGUGGGCGGGGUAUUACCUGCAGGGGUGGAGCUUCCCUCAGGUGUUGGUGGACCAAGUUUCUUCAGUCAGACGUGCCUUCUUCUUCUUCUUCUUCUUCUUUGGUAGUUGCAUCUGCCUUCAGUCUUCUUCAGAUGAUCUCGUUGCUAGGGUAACUGCAGACAUGGCGUCGUGGUGAAUGCGUGGAGCCUCCGUGGAGCCUCCGUAGUCCUGAAGGAGGGUGUGUUCCUGGGUAAAGACCAGGUCUUUCUGGUCUUGGGGCUCCUUGAGAAUGUGACGUUGUGUUGUUGUUGUUGUUGUUGUUGUUGUUUUUAAAAUGAAUUUUUUUAUAUAUUGUUGUUGUUGUUGUAUUGUGGCUGCGAGUUUCGUCAGCUAACAGACCUGUGCCUGCUCUGUACCAGACUGCCUUCACUUUUCCUCUCGUUUAAGAACCAACACGAACUGCAGCUUCAGGCCUCCCUGUGAAUGUUUAAUGAACCAGUGUGACCUUUGACCUGAUUGGCUGUUUACCGUUCAGUGCCUCCUCCGUCGUCGUCAUCUUCAGGGUGAACUCAGGUCUUCUUGUGUCUCUGACCAAAGUAUUGUCCUCACUAUUGAUCGAUCUAAAUGAGUCAUUCAGUCUGCAGAACCGGUUCAGUUCCUCAGUCGGUCAUUUCAUUGAUUAUCCAAAUAGUUGCGGAUCAGUCAAUUCACUCAUCCAUCAUCAUCGUUGUUUCAGUGAUUUAAAAGAGGAAAUGAACCUCCUGCAGCAGAACGUGAUGUUCCUGUAAUUGGCCACAAAAUAAAACCCCUAAACGAUCAGUCAGUGGUUGAUUGGUAAACAUGUCGUCAUCGUCAAUAAUUAGAUAAAGUGGUAAAUGUUAAGUUCAGAAACCACAGAAGAAGAAUCCGUAAAGACAAAUCGCCAUCUCAGCUUCAGAUCAUGUGAUCACGUGUGGACUGAAUAUGAAGACAAAGAACUUUAUUGACACUGGAUUCAUGUUAACACUCUUUGAAUAAAUAAAGCUUAUUGUUGAAAUAUUUUGUAUGAAUAAAGACCUCUAGCCAAUCAGAGCAAACCAGAGAAACAUCUGACUUCCUGCUUUUACUGAUUAAUUUUUCUGUUUCAUCAUUUUAAUGAUUUUAUUCCGAGGAGAUUCUGUUUUUAUAUUCAACAAAAUAAAAGUUUGCUC